This is a messenger RNA of Doryrhamphus excisus (bluestripe pipefish), 2339 nucleotides long. Lineage: Eukaryota; Metazoa; Chordata; Actinopteri; Syngnathiformes; Syngnathidae. The record is from RefSeq and is a predicted model, not a curated record.
AUCUGCAGUAAUGGCAGCAAUAACACAACAUUAUCACAAUAACACAAACACACACACACAUCUCCAUUCACUUGCACUGCCCGGGGGGAGCUGCUAUAGGAGCAGGUGAUCGCCCUUAUUUGGUCAUGGCCCAGAUCAUGUGACUACAAAAUGGUGGAAGCUGUGAGCAGUUUGCAAGCCGAGCAUCUCCGGCACGAGGCUGGCAGCAGGAAGUAGACGCUGGGAUCCAUGAUCUGACACAAAGGAGCUUCCUCCCAGCAGCGGUCUUCUUCCACACGCAGAAGGCAGACAGGAAGCGGGAGUGUGAGGGGGAGGGGUCGGAUGCUGCUGCGUGGAAGUGGAACAGCUCAGCAUCCUCCAUGAGCAGCUGAUUAUCAUCUAGAGACGCAAGGCAGAUCUACGCUUGUUGGCUGUGGUCCGCCUACGGUUGGACCCGAUGUCGGAGCCCAAAAUGAACUCUGAGGGAAGUGAAAGUAGACCUGUGCCGCCCACCUCCCUACCUCUGAAAGGGGGCGCCACCCAACGUAAGAAGCUAUCGGCCCCGCGCAUCAGCCUCUCUCUGGACCAGAGCGAGGACGACUUGGGGGAGACGCCGGAUGACCUUGACAUCAAUGUCGAUGACCUCGACACUCCGGAUGAAGGAGAUUACCUGGACUACACGGACCACGAGAUGGACUGGGAAGAUCCCAAAGCGGCCGGGCAAAGUCGGACGAGCGAGUCGUACAACUCCAUCCCGACUUACAGCGCCAAGGAGGAGCGUCAGGACGGCAAACUGUGGCGGACGGUGAUCAUCGGCGAGCAGGAGCACCGCAUCAACAUGAAGGUCAUCGAGCCCUACAUGCGAGUCAUCUCCCACGGAGGCUAUUAUGGCAACGGUGUGAAUGCCAUCAUCGUGUUUGCCGCCUGUUUCCUGCCAGACAGCGACAGAGACGACUACCACGAGAUCAUGGAGAACCUCUUCCUCUACGUGAUCAGCACUCUGGAGCUGAUGGUGGCAGAAGACUACAUGAUCGUGUACCUGAACGGAGCCACGCCCCACAGAAGAAUGCCAGGCUUGGGUUGGCUGAAGAAGUGCUAUCAGAUGAUUGACAGAAGGCUCAGGAAGAAUUUGAAAUCCUUCAUCAUUCUGCAUCCAUCUUGGUUCAUCAGGACCAUUCUCGCCAUCACCAAGCCCUUCAUCAGCACCAAGUUCAGCAGCAAGAUCAAGUACGUCAACAGUUUGGACGAACUGGAAGAUCUCAUCCCCAUGGAGUACAUCCACAUACCAGAGUGCAUCAUUAGACUUGACCAGGAACUGAAGGAAGCAGGCGAGAAUUCCAAAAUGAAUAGUUUUUUGCUGGGACCAGAGCCAACGGCUGCUGACAGAACGGACAGAGCAGAUGAAGCCGGCGCCAGCGCUCCUUAAAGUCACUGUCCUGUGUGUGUGAGUGUGUGCAUACAUGUGUGUGUGUGUGUGUUGGGCAAAAACAUCCUAUUCUAGACCUGAAUAUGACAAAUAGUAAAAGGAAUACCACUAAGUCCCAUCCACACGUGGAGGAAAAGUAGAUGUCAUUCCCGUGGAAUACAUCAGCACCUCCAAUGUAGCGUGUGUAGUGUCGUGUUGUUAUUGUUGUUGUGUGCAUGACAGGAAGUGAAGCAAUAACAACAAUAAUAUCAGCCAAUCACCCUGCUCACACACAUCACCACUAUCAGUGUUUCUGUUUUUCAGAAUAAAGUGCAAUUUGAAAAAAAAAAAAAAAGAAACAAGAAGAUUAAUAGUAGCUAUGCAGCACUCAACUUGAUUUCAUGUAGCCUCACUGGACACUUCAUUAGGUACCCAAGUUAUGAUGUUUAGUAUUGUGGUUUGGCAUUUAUUGACUGCUCUUUUUCAAUAUUUAAUUCUCAUUUAAAAUUAUUAAAUUAGAAAAAUAUGAGAAAAGUGUUUUAUUCCUAAAUUAUAUUGAAAAUAUUUUAUUUAAUUUAAAAAUAUAUUCUUUAUUUUCAUUUUAGACUAGACAAGUCAAGAUAUGUAGAGGUAUACAUACGUAUGUUAAAUAAAGCCUUCUGCUGGUGUGUGUGUGUGUGUGUACCUAACGAAGAAGCCGAUGAGUGUAAAAAAAUAAAAAAAAAACCCACGCAUGAGUGAUGUGCAACUGGAGUGUAUGUUUUUGGUCACUUUUGUCUUAGCAAAAAUGUCAUCAUGAGGAUGAAGCACAAUAUCUUGUAGGUGUGUGUGCGUGCCUUUGUGCAUUAGUGCAUGCAUCCUAUCUAUCCUCCUUAGUUCCAUGACGAUCCCACGUGCACACAAACAACGGUCACCGCCGACUUGUAGUUCAUUAAUAAAUAGACUUGUGUCUGAA